UGAUCUCCUCUCCAGCAUCUCUGCCUAAUGUAAUGUAAUGAAGGAGACGGCGACAUGAACACGACGCACUGUGCGCUUCCCCGGGAAUGCCUCUGACAGUCGCGACAGCCUGCACCCCAGCUGAGUGUGUGUGAAGAUGAAGAAGCAGAAUGUGCGCACUCUGUCCCUCAUCCUCUGCAUCUUCUCCUAUCUGCUGGUGGGCGCCGCGGUGUUCGUGGCGCUGGAGUCCGACACCGAGAGCGCCCGAAAGCGGAUGCUGGAGCAGAAGCGCGCGGAGCUGCGGAGGAAAUACCGCUUUACCGACGGAGACUAUCUGGAGCUGGAGCGCGUGCUGCGGCAGGCGGAGCCACACCGCGCCGGCACACAGUGGAGGUUCGCCGGAUCCUUUUACUUCGCCAUCACCGUCAUCACCACCAUAGGGUAUGGGCACGCGGCCCCAGGCACAGAUGCAGGGAAGCUGUUCUGCAUGCUGUACGCGGGUCUUGGCAUCCCGCUGACCCUGGUGAUGUUCCAGAGUCUAGGCGAGCGCAUGAACACUGGUGUGCGUUUUCUCCUCAGCCGAAUGAAGAGCGCUCUGGGCCUGCAGCGCACCGAGAUUUCCACCCAGAAUAUGGUGCUGGUGGGCGUGCUCUCCUGCCUGGGCACGCUCUGUGUAGGCGCCGCUGCAUUCUCACAUUUUGAAAGCUGGACGUUCUUCCAUGCCUACUACUACUGCUUCAUCACGCUCACCACCAUCGGCUUCGGGGACUUCGUGGCGCUGCAGAAGAAGGAGGACCUGCAGGAGAACCAGCCGUACGUGCUGUUCAGCUUCAUCUACAUCCUGCUGGGCCUGACGGUGAUCGGUGCCUUCCUCAAUCUGGUGGUUCUGCGGUUCCUGACACUGAACACCGAGGACGAGAAGCGGGAUGCAGCAGAGCGGGCAUCACAGCGGGCAUCACUGCGAGCAUCAUCACAGCGCAGAGCUCCAGCUUUCAGACGGGACAGCCAGACACACAGCCGCACAAACCUGCUUUCCCCGCAGCCCACGCCGCACCUGCGCUGGUUCUGCAGCCGCAUACACCUGGAGCACACCUCCGCAUGCAGAAACACCUGUGCCGGCUGCAGCGUGAGCUCCGUGUCCUGCAGGAUUCAUGCGGAUACAAACAACACAGCGUUCUCCUCCCCGCGCAGCACACUGUCUGCUGGACUCAGCUUCACCACACGCAGGAAAUCUCUGUAAAUAUAGUUAGAACAAUCGCUGGAUAUAUAGAGUUGAGGUCCGUUUUCACAUGUGUGUGUUUCUCAGUCAGAUCAGUCAACA
This is a messenger RNA of Danio aesculapii, 1300 nucleotides long. It is a transcript of the gene kcnk15, whose product is annotated as potassium channel, subfamily K, member 15. NCBI's taxonomy places the organism in Eukaryota, Metazoa, Chordata, Actinopteri, Cypriniformes, Danionidae. Gene Ontology annotation, cellular component: membrane. The transcript is spliced from 2 exons. The coding region runs from base 137 to 1219 and encodes 360 amino acids. The record is from RefSeq and is a predicted model, not a curated record. Gene Ontology annotation, molecular function: potassium ion leak channel activity. Gene Ontology annotation, biological process: potassium ion transmembrane transport; stabilization of membrane potential.